CGAAUUGUGGUUCAUGACAGCUAUAGCGGGUACAGCUUUCUCAGCUUAAUGUUCAGAGUCUGGGAAAUCAUUUCUAAAAGUAUGCAGUAAAUAAGGGAAGCAGCAACUAGACACUGAAUUAAAUAUUAUUCUCUAAUGUGCUACAUAUUCUUCGUGUUUACCCUAGCUAUAUGUACUGGCUAUAAUGUUCGUGUAUUCUAGGCAUUAAAUAGCUGUCUUCAUAUAGUUUUUUCGAGGUAAAUUUGACGUAAUACAGUGUGCAAGGAAAUAUCUUCUUUGAAGAGCAAUCUUGCUUUACUCAACAACAAAAAUAGCAGUUCUUUCUCCCAUUGCUAGCUUCUAUCUACAUGACCAUGUUGAAAUAUAUUUUUAAUGUCGAAAACAAUCUGUCGUUGACAACAACUGCACCAUAUUCAACGCACUACAUUGGAGGGUAAAUAAAGAAACGUUUUGUAACAUAACAGAAAAAUGUCUAACCACUGUGUUGGUGUUCUUUAAUGUAUACUUAUCGUGCAACUACGAGAAAUAUAAUGGUAAAAACGCAAAAUUGGUACCGUAUGGUCUCCGAACUACUGAGUACUGACUGUUUUAGGAUAAGAGAAAUAGUUUGUUUCCUGAAAAUAAACAUUGUUGUUUGGAAUAGCUGUUUUCAAUGAAACAAAAGCGUAUCGCACAACAUUUGUGCAUCUCAGGUGAUUGGCGGAAGUGUCGCUGGAGUGGACGAUUAUGUUUUCUGUCAAGAGUUCGAAUGCUUGCGGGCGUUGGUUACUGGAAUUAGUAGUUAUGGUUCAUAAGCGAUUCCAAAAGACCCAUUAGUAGCUGCAAGAUUUACAGAGAGAAUCAAGGAACAACCGGGAGUACAAAUUGGGAUGGCUCUCACUGUGAACUAUGUUCUCGGAGACCCAUCAGCUGUUUUAGAAUGUGCUAACAAGAUUAAGGAAGAGCCGAAAGAAAGGGGUGAACAGGAUAGAGCAGAGGCUGCUGUUGCUCCAUUUGCUGAGGAUUUUGUUCUUGAGCAGGAUACUCUCAACAUUAAGAAAGAGGAGGAUUUGGAGGAAGCAUCAUUAUCAAAUUCGGAGUUUACAAACAACACUAAACGAGAAGCGGAAGUAACGUUUGAUGAGGAUGUAGCUGAGAAUUGUGAUACAGCUUCAAUUUUGGAGUUCACGAACAACGUUAAACAGGAAGUAGAAAUAACAAUUGACGAUAAUGGAGUUGAGGAUUAUGACCUCGAAGACCUGCUACCAGUUUCGGAAUGGACUAACAACAUUAAAAAAGAGCCAGAAUUAACAAUCGACGAGGAUGAAACGGAGAAUAAUGAUUUUGGUCAACCGUCAUCUUCGGAAUGGACUUAUAACGUUAAAAACGAGACAGAAGCAGCACCUGAAGUGGAUUGUGAUGAGAACAAUGACAUGGUCUCAACAGAAUAUGCAUCAAAUACUACAUGGCCCAGCCAGAUUAUGGCAAAAUUCCCCAGCACUUCACGAGGAAAUGUUCUUCAAAAACUGGUACACAGGAAGCCGGAGACGGACCCAGAGACCUCGGCACCCACUCUCAGUUGCGGCAUUCGACGCCGACAGAUUAUCUCAAAAGAGGACAGUGCCAUAAAUACAGAUAAGAACAGAUCACCACAAGGUGAACGGUGUGUGUUCACCUGCAAUUCAUGUCAGCAGAAGUUUUCAUCGAAGUACCAGCUCAUAAAGCAUGUAUUCAUCCACAUUGAUGGUGCAGAGUCACCUUCACAUGUUUGUAGAUGUUGUGGUCACGUGUAUAGAACUCGUGUCAGCCUGAGAAGACAUUUGAGGGUGAAGGAGAAUGGAUUAAGGCAUUCUGCGGGGAAACCUUACAAAUGUUAUGACUGUGGCAAAUCGUUUGUUAAACCUAGUUAUUUCAAGGCCCACAAACAAUUACAUUGUAGAGUCGAGUCACGCAAAUGUCACAUAUGUGGCAAAUCAUUUUCAACUGCUAAUUAUCUGAGAUAUCAUAUUACUGAGCAUUCUGGAGUGAAGCCACACAAAUGUGAGAUCUGUAGCAAAUCCUUCUGCACAGCUGGACGCCUAAAGUGCCACAAAUUUAUUCAUUCUGGGAUGAAGCCACAUAAAUGUAAUGUUUGUGGCAGAUUGUUUACUAGGGCUCAGCACCUGAAGGGCCAUACCCUAAUCCAUUCUGGAGUGAAGUCACACAAGUGUAAUGUUUGUGGCAAGUUCUUUCGUACAGCUACACAGCUGAAGACCCAUGGAGCAGUACACUGUGUUGUGAAGCCACACAAAUGUGAGCUGUGUGGCAAGUCAUUUAGUACUGCUACCAAUCUAAAGUACCACUCAGUGAAUCAUUCUGAAGUAACACCGCACAAAUGUGAUAUAUGUAGUAAAUUCUUUGCUAGAGCUCAAUAUUUGAGGCGACACAAGUAUUUGCAUUGUGAGCUGAAACCGUACCAAUGUGACGUGUGUUCUAAAUGCUAUGCUAGUGCCGAAUGUCUCAAGAAGCAUAAAGAGGUGCAUGGCGCGAAGCGACACAGAUGCGUUGUGUGUAGUAAAUCCUUUCGUACAGCUACCCAAUUGAUGAUCCACAGAACAGUACAUUCUGAUGUACGAGUAAAGCCUCACAAAUGUGAUGUUUGUGGCAAAUCGUUUCUUACUGCCACCUAUCUGAAGCAUCAUACACAAAUCCAUUCUGGGGUUAAGCCAUACAGAUGUGGUGUAUGUAGUAAAUCCUUCCGUACGACUUCCAAUCUGAGGCACCACGCAGCUGUACAUUUUGAUAUUAAGCCGUACAAAUGUGAGGUUUGUGGCAAAUCGUUUGCUAGAGUUGAGGGCGUGAAGACCCACGCACUAAUCCAUUCGGAUGUGAAAGCGCAUAAGUGUGACAUAUGUAGUAAAACCUUUCGUACGAUUUCCUGCCUGAAGCAACACACAGUAGUACAUUCACCUGUUAAGCCACACAAAUGUGAGGUUUGUGGCAGAUUGUUUGCUAGGGCCUCCGAUAUGAGGGGCCACGCACUAAUCCAUGCCGAAGUGAAGCUACACAAGUGUGACGUGUGUAGCAAAUCCUUUGCUAGGCGCAUUCAUCUCAAGCAACAUUUAUUGGUGCAUUGUGAGGUGAGGCCACACAAAUGUGAUUUGUGUCACAAAGCUUUCCGUACACCUGCCUGUCUGAAGAGACAUUCAUUGACACACACUGAUAUUAAGGAACACAAAUGUGGUGUGUGUCAUAAGUCCUUUGUUAAAGCUGCUUACCUCAAGAAGCAUAAACUCGCACAUCCUGAGCUGAAACUAUUCAAAUGAUGUAUUUGUGCAAAUUAUAGACUUGGAGGCUGACUGUGUAAAGGGCCACGCACACUGGAAUUGACCAUGCAAACGAGAUGUUGACGGAAAGCCCUUUUAUUGAAACUGGUACCCUCGGGACACAUCUUUGAAGCAUAGAUGGAAGCAAUGAUACAGGUGAGAUGUUUGACGUCAUAUCCCACUGCCCUCUUCUAUCAAGAGACUCGACUAAAAUGUCAGCUUUCUAAUUGAGCUGUAUUUGCGAUGUUCUGAAGAAGCUCAAAAUUUAGCGUGGACUUUGGUGCCAGACAUUUUUAACAGUUUCUUCAAUCAAACUGCCUCAAAAUUUGGAAAGAAAUCCAGAGAGAUGCUUCUCACGUGUAAAGUACACCAGUGACAAGACACGAUCAAUACCUUCGUAGUGUGGUAGGUACAUUAAUGUUACCGACGAUAGUGUCACUAAAGCAGAGUUACAGGGGUUGGACAGAAGGUAUGGAAACAGCACAAUACAAAAGCAUGUACUAGCCAAGCCUGCAGGUUGCACUAUUGUAUUCGACUGCAAACAAUGUUCUCAAUAUGUCGCAAGUGUCAGUCGUGGGCAAAAUAGUGUCUGUAGUUGUGAUUGCAUUACGUUGCAGCUAAGUGAAUUUGCACAUGGGAAAAUUGUUGGUUCCCGCAUGGUGGUUGUUUUCCUAACCAAAGUAGCCAAAGUGUUCGGUAUUUCAAGAGGCGCUAUAUGAAAGAGUUAUGCUGCAUAUGAGGAAAGCAGAAAACUGUCAAUGUACUAAAUCAGGAGGAGGGUGAAAGUGUACGAGGGGCGUUUGAAAAGUCUGUGCAAAAAUAAAAACUACUUACAUGUUUGGGGUAAGCCUUCUUUAUUUUUCGACAUAGUCUCCUUUUAGACUUAUACACUUUGUCAAACACUGUUCUAAUUUGCUGAUCCCUUCCUAAUAAUAGGAAUUGUCCAAGUCUGCAAAAUAGCUAUUAGUUGCUGCAAUCACCUCCUCGUUUGAAUAAAAUCUUUGUCCCACCAGCCAUUUUUUCAAAUUGGGGAACAAAUAGUAGUUCGAGGGAGCCAAGUCUGGAGAAUAGGUGGGAUGUGAAACGUGUUGGAAUCCUAUUUCCAUUAAUUUUGCGACCACAACUGCUGAGGUGUGUGCCGGUGCAUUGUCGUGAUGGAAAAGGACUUUCUUGUGGUCCAAUUGCCGGCGUUUUUCUUGCAGCUUGAUUUUCAAAGGGACCGGUAACUAUGAAUAAUAUGGACCCUGUAAUAGUUUUACCCUUUUCCAGGUAGUGGAUGAGAAUUAUCCCUUGCAAAUCCCAAAAGACAGUCGCCAUAACCUUUCUGGCCAGAGGAAUGGUCUUCACCUUUUGUGGUGCAGAUUCUCCCUUGUGGUAACCCAUUGUUUAGACUGUUGUUGGUCUCAGGAGUAUAGUAACAUAUCCAUGUUCCAUCCACAGUGACAAAAAGAUGCUUAAAGUCCUGCAGAUUCUUCCUGAACAGCUGCAAACCAUCCUUGCAACACUUCACACAAUUCCGUUUUUGGUCAAGUGUAAGCAAUCGCGGAACCCAUCUUGCGGAUAGCUUUCUCAUGUCCAAGUGUUUAUGCCAAAUUUUGUGUACCCGUUCAUUCGAGAUGCCCACAGCACUAGCAAUCUCACGCACCUUAACUCUCCCGUCAUCCAUCACGAUAUCAUGGAUUUUAUGAAUGAUUUCUGGAGUCGUAACCUCCACAGGGCGUCCACAACGUUCAGCAUCACUUAUACCCAUAUGGCCCCCCGAAAAGUUUGAAACCACUUAUAAACUGUUCUAAUCGAAGGUGGAGAGUCACCGUAAUGUUUAUCAAGCUUCUCUUUAGUUUCCUGAGGCGUUUUGCCUUUCAUAAAGUAAUAUUUAAUCCCACACAAAAUUCUUUUGCAUCUAUUUUUUGACAAUCGCUUGACUUCCUUGGUUCACACCAGUGCCAAAACUAUAGACCAAUAUGGCUGAAACUUGGUGUGCAUUUUUUCCAAAGAUACUACUAACUAAACAUUACCUAGAUACGCUCCGGUGGUGCCACCUCUUGGACUCUUUUUUAGAGAAGUCUCCAUGGUCAUGGAUCAAGUCAAUACAUGAAAUUAUAACACGAUAUUAGAAACAGAUAAAAUGAAAUGUAAGAAAAACAUAUUCAGGUGAUAAGUCGUAAGUUUAAAUAAAGAAAAUCAACAAUGUAACAUUGGAAUUUGCUUAAUUUUUCAGCUCUUCCAGGAGCUCCUCCACAGACUAGGAGUCAGCCUUGAGGACACUCUUCAGUUUAGACUUAAGAGAGUUUGGGCUACUGCUAAGAUUUUUGAGUUCUUGUGGUAGCUUAUUGAAAGUGGAUGCACCAGAAUACUGCACUCCUUUCUGCACAAGAGUCAAGGAAGUGCAUUCCACAUGCAGCUUGGAUUUGUGCUUAGUAUUAACUAAGUGAAAGCUGCUAACUCUUGGGAAUAGGCUAAUACUGCAAACAACAAACGACAUUAAAGAAAAUAUAUACUGUGAGGGCAAUGUCAGAAUUCCCAGGCUGUUGAAUAGGGGUCGACAAGAGGUUCUCGAACUUACACCACAUAUAGCUCGAACAGCCCGUUUUUGGGCCAAAAAUACCCUUUUUGAAUCAGAAGAAUUACCCCAAAAAAUAAUACCAUACGACAUAAGCGUAUGAAAAUAUGUGAAGUAGACUGCUUUUUGUGUCGAACUGUCACUUAUUUCAGAUACUGUUCUAAUGGUAAAUAAAGCAGCAUUUAGUUUCUGAACAAGAUCCUGGACAUGGACUUUCCACAACAGCUUACUAUCUAUCCGAACGCCUAGGAACUUGAACUGUUCCGUCUCGCUUAUAAUAUGCCCAUCCUGUCUGAUCAAAAUAUCGGUUCUUGUUGAAUUGUGAGUUAGAAACUGUAAAAACUGAGUCUUAGUGUGAUUUAACAUCAAAUUAUUUUCCACAAGCCACGAACUUAUUUCAUGAACUACAUUAUUUGAUACUGUUUCAAUAUUACACACAAGAUCCUACACUACCAAACUGGUGCCAUCGGCAAACAGAAAUAUUUUUGAAUCACCUGUAAUACUAGAAGGCAUAUCACUUAUAUAAAUAAGAAACAGCAGUGGCCCCAGCACCGACCCUUGGGGAACACCCCACUUAACAGUGCCCCAUUGGGACUGAACAUCACUACAACUCUCAAUAUUGCGGAGAAUUACCUUCUGCUUUCCGUUCUUAAAGUAAGAGGUGAACCAAUUAUAAGCUACUCCCCUUACUCUAUAAUGGUCCAACUUCUGUAGUAAUAUUUUGUGGUCAACACAGUCGAAAGCCUUCGUUAAAUCAAAGAAAACACCUAGCGUUCGAAACCUUUUAUUUAAUCCGUCCAAAACCUCACAGAGAAAAGAGAAUGUAGCAUUUUCAGUUGUUAAACCAUUCCUAAAACCAAACUGAACAUUUGCCAGAAAAUUAAGUGAAUUUGCUCCAGUAACCUUGUAUACACAACCUUCUUGAUAACUUUAACAAACACCGAUGGCAUAGAAAUAGGUCUAAAAUUGUCAACAUUGUCCCUGUCUCCCUUCUUAUAAAGUGGCUUCACUACCGAGUACUUUAAUCGGUCGGGAAGGCGACCACUCCUAAAGGAAAAGUUACAAAUAUGGGGCUAAGUGCUGGGCUAACAUACAUAGAACAAUACUUCAGUAUUCUGCUAGAUACCCCGCCAUAUCCAUGAGAGUUCUUGGUCUUUAGUGAUUUAAUUAUUAACUCAAUCUCCCUCUUGUCAGUAUCAUGGAGAAGCAUUUCAGGUAACAGUCUCGGAACACUUUUUGCUAAGAGCGCUAUAUGAUUCCAUCUUGGGACUAGGUUUCCAUUUAGUUCACCUGCUAUAUUCAGAAAGUGGUUAUUAUAUACUGUACAUAUAUGCGACUUAUCUGUAACACGGACAUUCCCACUAUGCACUGUUUCUAUAUCCUCAACCUGUCUCUGCAGAGCAGCCACUUCCUUUACGACUGACCAUAUGGUUAUAAUUUUAUCCUGAGACUUAGCUAUUCUAUCUGCAUACCACAUACUUUUUGCCUUCCUAAUAACUUUUUAAGCAUCUUACAAUACUGUUUGUAAUGGGCUGCUGCAUUUAGACUCUGACUGUUUCUAACGUUUUGAUAUAAUUGCCACUUUGUUCUACAAGAUAUUCUUAUCCCUCUAGUCAGCCACCCAGGCUGCCUGUUUUGAACGUUCUACCGGAAAGCAACUUUCAAAAAGCACGAGAAAAGUCUUGAGAAAAGCAUUACAUUUAUUGUCUACUGUAUCAGCACUAUAAACGUCUUGCCACUCUUGUUCCAUGAUAAGGUUUACAAAGGUCUCUACAGCAGCUGGAUCAGCUUUCCUAAACAGCUGAUGACUAUAUUUAACAUGUGUUGCAGCACAAAAAUCUUUUAGAGUUAAAAUUUGGGCAUCAUGAUCUGAAAGGCCAUUCAUCUUUUUGCUAACAGAAUGCCCUUCUAGUAAUGAGGAAUGAACAAAAAUGUUGUCUUUGCACGAACUUUUCAAACACCCCUCGUAUGUCAAGUGUACAUAACAGACAUUCACCAAAGAGGACUUUGAUGAAAAUUAGGAGACGACAGCUGCAAAAGCUGCCACAGAACUGAAUGUUGCACUUGUGAAGACUGUCAGUGACAAAACAGUGUAAAGGGAGCUCCCAAAACAGGGAAUCCAGCGCAAGCUGGAAUUCGAAAACCUCUCACCAGUGAUGCAAAUGUCCGUAACAGGACGACUUGGUGCCGGAGCUAUAAAACUUGGGAUAUGCAGCAAAGGAAGGAAGUAAUUUGCUUUGGUGAGUCUUUCACACUGUUUCCAAUUGCUGUUCAAGUUUAAAUCCCCAAGAGCAAAAUGUGUCGGGGGUUUGCUAAUGAUAUGAGCAGCUAAACUGUAUUCGUUGGGCCUCACAAGUGAUUUGCAAGGUCGCGUGAAUGCCAAGUAUUAUUUUACCAUUUUCGCUAAUCAGGUGCAUCUCGUGGUACAGUGUUUGUUUCCUAAUUGCAGUGCUGUGUUGAGAGAUGACAGGCCCCUCUUCGCACAGCUUGCAUUGUCCAGGACUAGUUUUGUGAGCACGAGGAUGAAUUGUUCCAUCUCUACUCGCCACCACAGUGACCGGAUCCCGAUAUCAUGUAUCCUUUAUGGUCUGCUUUGGAAAGAAGGGUGCGUGAUCACUGUCCACCUCUACCGUCGGUACCUAAACUUACUUCUGUUUUGCAGGGCGAUUGGUAUAAGAUUAUCUGGAAAAUCAUACAGGACCUGCAUUUAUUUGUUCAGAUAUGACUGGAAGCUGUUUUCAAUGCCCACAGUUUUCCUACAGCCUAUUAGGCAUGGAAAUGUGUUGUGUUUGUGGUGUUUCCAUAUUUCUAUCCACCUCCUGUAUGUAAAAGACAAGUGAAAACUCAACUACACUAUGUGAUCAGAAGUCUACGGACACCUGGCUGAAAAUGACUUAAAAGUUUGUGGCACUCUCCAUCGGUAGUUCUGGAAUUCAGUAUGGUGUUGGCCCACCCUUAGCCUUGAUGACAGCUUCCACUCGCAGGAAGGUUUCUUGGGGAAUGGCAGCCCAUUCUUCACAAAGCGCUGCACUGAGGAAAGGUAUCGAUGUCCGUAAGUGAGGCCUGGCAUGAAGUCGGCAUUCCAAAGCGUUCCUAAGGUGUUUUGUAGGAUUCUGGUCAUGACAAUAUACAGGCCAGUCCAUUACAGGGAUGUUAUUGUCAUGUAACCACUCAGCCACAGGCCUUGCAUUAUGAACAGGUGCUCGAUCGUUUUGUAAGAUGUAGUCGCCUAUCCUGAAUUGCUCCUCAACAGUGGGAAGUGAGAAGGUGCUUAAAACAUCAAUGUUGUCCUGUGCUGUGAUAGUGCCACGCAAAACAACAAGGGGUGCAAUCUCCCACCAUGAAAAACACUACCACACUGUAACACCACCGCCUCCGAAUUUUACUGUUGGCACUACACGCCCUGGCAGAUGACAUUCACUGGGUGUUCGCCAUACCCACCAUCGGAUCACCACAUUGUGUAUCAUGAUUCGUUACUCCACUCAAUGUAUUUUCCACUGUUCAAUUGUCGAAUGUUUACAUUCCUUACACCGAGCGUGGCAUCAUGUAGCUUUUACCCGGCGUAAUGCGUGGCUUAUGAGCAGCCACUUGACCAAGAAAUCCAAGUUUUCUCACCUCCCUUCUAACUGCCAUAGUACUUGCAAUGGAUCCUGAUGCAGUUUGGAAUCUCUUUGUGAUGGUCUGGAUAGAUGUCUGUCUAUUACACAUUAUGACCCUCUUUAACGGUCAAUGGUCUCUGUCAUUAAACAGACGAGGUCAGCCUGUACGCUUUUGUGCUGUACGUGUCCCUUCACGUUUCCACUUCACUGUCACAUAGGAAAUGGUGAACCUAUGGAGGUUAAGGAGUGCAAAAAUCUUGGGUACAGAUGUAUGACACAAGUGACACCCAAUCACCUGACCAGGUUCAAAGUCUGUGGGUUCUGUGGAGUGUCCCAUUCUGCUCUCUCACAAUAUCUAAUGACUACUGAGGUCGCUGAUAUGGAGUACCUAGCAGUAGGUGGCAGCACAAUUCACCUAAUAUGAAAAACGUAUGUUUUUAGGGGUGUGCGAAUACUUUUGAUAACAUAGUGUAUAAAUGACAGACAUACGGUGCUGUGUUACAACAUGAUCAGGAGCCAGACUACAAUCAAGUGUGCCACUGCAACUUUUCUUAGAAUGAUGAUAAUCACAGAUUUUUAAAAUUCCUUCGCCAAAAAAGAUAAAGUAAAUUUUUCCAGAAUUUGAAUCAAGAACAGUUGCCAACCUGAGUAACUUAGCAGUAGACAUCUUCGGUGAGGCAAAGCAGUUGAAAUUGCUUAACAAAAGCAAGUCUUCUGGUCCAGAUAGUACAUCAGUUAGCUACCUUUAAGACUAUGCUGAAAUAUUAGCUGCAAUCUUGACAAAAAUUCUUACACCCGCUUGGUCAAUGAAAGAUCUGUACCUCAAGACUUGAAAAUUGCACAAGUCAUACCAGUACUCAAGAAAGGAAAUUGAAGUAAUCUGCUAAGCUGCAGGCCCACAUCGCUGACACUAAUUUACAGUAUUAUUUUAGAAAUGUUGUCAAAAGUUAUUAAUUACUUUGAAGAAAAUGAUCUGUUCACACACAGCUAGCAGGGAUCUAGGAAGUAUCGUUUCUGUGGAACACAACUAGCUCUUUAUUUGUGUGAAAUAAUGAGUGUCAUUGACGGGGGAUCUCAAAUUAAUUGUAUAUCUGUAGAUUUUCAAUUAGCAUUUGACACCAUUACUCACAAUCAACUUCAAACCAAAUUGUAUUUCUAUGGAGUAUUGUCUCAGUGUGCAACUGCAUUUGUGAUUUUGUGUCAAAAAAGUCGCAGUUAAUAGUAAAUGAUGAAAAAUAAUAGAGUGAAGCCUGACAUUCCUCACGGAAGUGUUACAGGUGCUCUGCUGCUCCCAAUCUACACAAAUGAUUUAGUAGACAAUCUGAGCAGUGCUCCUAGAUUGUUUGAAGAUAAUGCUAUUGUUUACCAUCUAGUAAAGUCGGAAGGUUACAACGGAUUGCAAAGUGAUUCAGACAAGAAACCUGCAUGGAGCGAAAAGUGGCAAUUGACUCUAAAUAGUGAAAAAUGUGAGGUUAUCCACAUGCGGACAAAAAGGAGUAUGCUAAAUUUCGGUUACACAAUAAAUCACGCAAAUCUAAACACUGUCUGUUCAACUAAAUACAUAGGUAUUACUGCUAUGAACAACAUAAACUGGAAGAUCAUUUACAUAGAUAAUAUUGUGGGAAGGUGAACCAAAGAGUGUGUUUUAUUGGCAGAACACUUAGAGUCUGCAACAGGUGUGCUAAAGAGAGUGCCUGCACUACGCUUAUCUUUCCUCUUCUGGAGUACUGCUGAUUGAUACGGGGCGCUUACCAGAUAGCACUGACAGAGGACAUCGUUAAUUCCAAAGGAGAGCUGCUCAUUUUGUUUUAUCGUGAAAUAAGGGAGGAGGGAAGCGUCACGGGUACAAUAGUCAAGUUGGGGUGGCAGUCAUUGAAUGGAAGGCAAUUCUUAUUGUGGAGAGAUCUUUUCAAAGAAUUUCAAUCACCAAUUUUCUCUUCCAAAUGCAAAAUAUUUUCUUGAUGCCCACCUGCACAGGGAGAAAUGGUCAUAGUGAUAAAAUAAGAGGAAUCAGAGCUCACACGGUAAUAUUUAUUUAUUCAUUUUACCUACAUUUUUCCUGAGUGUGGAACAGUAGAGAAAUAGUCUGAAGGUGGUGUGAUGAACCCUCCACCAAGCAUUUAAAUUUAAAUCACAGAUUAGUCAUGUAGACGUACUUCUGAUGUGUAUUUAUAUUAUCUGAGGAACAAAAUAGUCCAUUAUCACACAUGUAAUGCUCUCUCGCUCACUACAUGCAAGUUUAUGUCUUCGUGGAAUGCUGAAAGAGCUGAUAUUUUUGUGGCAUCAUAUAAAACUACAUUUUAUUUUUAUGGUUAUAAAAUAUGAAACAAAAAACUAACCAAUUUUUUUUAAAAAACUGACUGAUGUACGAAGAUGUUCUUUGAAAUAAACAAAUUCUUCCA
Messenger RNA from Schistocerca gregaria, 11845 nucleotides. Its product is annotated as zinc finger protein 493-like. The record is from RefSeq and is a predicted model, not a curated record. Gene Ontology annotation, molecular function: zinc ion binding; sequence-specific DNA binding; DNA-binding transcription factor activity. The transcript is spliced from 10 exons. Lineage: Eukaryota; Metazoa; Arthropoda; Insecta; Orthoptera; Acrididae. Gene Ontology annotation, biological process: regulation of DNA-templated transcription. Bases 870 to 3284 code for a protein of 804 amino acids.